UGUCUCGAUAGCAAGCAUUUGGAGACAUUCCAGAUACCAACUAUCUUCCACCUCAACUCUUUGAUAUAAUACCAAUCUAGAGUGACGGCUUUCGAUCGUCAAUAUCGUCCGACUCUCCUCACCAUGCCGAGCGUCGUGUAAACUCCGACCGGACCGUACAAACAUCCUCGUGGGCGGGCUCGAGCACGAGUCACCCGUCCCAGGGCAAGCGCCCCCAACUUCUCUCUCAUCAUGCUCCUCUUCCAAAUCCUCUCACAUCUCCUCCCCCUGCUCGUCCUAGUAACAUGCGCCCUCGCCGCGGGAGAAGACCUCUACAAAAUCCUAGGUCUGGACAAAUCCGCGUCAGAACGCGAUCUGAAAAAGGCCUACCGCACGCUCUCAAAGAAGUACCACCCGGACAAAGCUACAGGCGAUGAGAGCAAAUUCCUCCAAGUGACAAACGCCUACGAGACGCUCUCCGACGCCACCACCCGCAAAAUCUACGACCAAUACGGCCACGAGGGUCUCGAGAACCACAAACGAGGCGGCGGCGGAGGAGGCCAGCAUCACGACCCCUUCGAUUUGUUUUCUAGAUUCUUCGGCGGCGGAGGACAUUUCGGUGGCGGACAAGGCUCUGGUGUCAGACGCGGACCCGACCUCGAAGUCAGGCUACAUGUACCCCUGCACGACUUCUACACGGGUCGCGACACGGAGUUCACGAUCGAGAAACAACAGAUCUGCGACGAGUGCGAAGGGUCGGGCAGCGCAGAUGGCGUGGUCGAGACGUGCGAUAAAUGUCAGGGUAGAGGCAUGAUUAUCCAGAAACACAUGCUCGCGCCAGGGAUAUAUCAACAAGUCCAGAUGGCGUGUGACAGUUGCGGUGGAAAAGGGAAAACAAUAAAACACAAGUGCAAGGUCUGUGGGGGGAAUAAAGUCACGAGAGGCCCAACGACGUUGACGGCCAGUGUUGAGCGCGGGAUGCCAAAGGGGCAUCGGCUCGUGUUUGAGAGCGAGGCCGAUGAACAUCCGGAUCAUGUUGCGGGCAAUUUGUACGUGUAUGUAAUGGAGUCGGAGCCCGUGAUCAGUGAAGACGAGCAAGCGCGGACCGACGGCGUGUUUUUCCGUCGCAAGGAUGAUGACUUGUAUUGGAAGGAGGUGCUGAGUCUGCGGGAGGCUUGGAUGGGAGGAUGGACGCGUAACCUGACGCAUCUGGAUGGGCAUGUCGUGCAACUUUCCAGACAGCGCGGUGAGGUCGUUCAGCCGGGACAGGUCGAAAGCAUCAAAGGUGAGGGCAUGCCCAAGUUCCAUGCCGGUCAUGUCCAUGAGCACGAUGAUGGAGAAGAGUUUGGAAGCCUGCACGUCGAGUACCAUGUCAUCUUGCCUGAUCAGAUGGAGAGUGGCAUGGAAAAGGAGUUCUGGGCUGUUUGGGAGAAGUGGCGGAACAAGAAGGGCGUCGAUCUGCUGAAAGACAGUGGCAGGCCGGCCCCGGAUGUACGAGUAAAGGAUGAGUUAUAGAUCAUGGCAAAGGGAUUUCCAAGCAAUAGACAUGUUGUCUGAAUCACACAUCAUCUGCUGGCUUCAUCAGUGA
Molecule: messenger RNA, 1567 nt
Organism: Exophiala viscosa
Lineage: Eukaryota; Fungi; Ascomycota; Eurotiomycetes; Chaetothyriales; Herpotrichiellaceae
Product: DnaJ protein, subfamily A, member 2
Exons: 1
Coding region: 232-1494 (420 amino acids)
Biological process (GO): protein refolding
Cellular component (GO): cytoplasm
Molecular function (GO): Hsp70 protein binding
Source: RefSeq, a predicted model, not a curated record